Messenger RNA from Nerophis lumbriciformis (worm pipefish), 537 nucleotides. NCBI's taxonomy places the organism in Eukaryota, Metazoa, Chordata, Actinopteri, Syngnathiformes, Syngnathidae. The record is from RefSeq and is a predicted model, not a curated record.
AUGGACAUCAUCAAGGGUCCAUUGGACAUGCUGAAGAGCCCGUUAGGCAUGGGUGUCACCGUUGCACUUGGCUGCGGGCUCCUCGUGGGUUGGCAGCUACGUGCCAUCUUGGGUCCAUCCCCCAAAAGUCUGAUGAGGUCCAUGGGAGCCGGCUCCACUGAAGCAUCGGUGAUGGGAGAAGGAGGGGGCUACAAGAUGAUCCUGGUUGUCAACUGCAACCUGAAGAUGGGAAAGGGUAAAGUGGCGGCCCAAUGCGCACAUGCAGCUGUGGCGGCGUACAAACAGGUGCAGUCCAGAAACCCGGAGCUCCUCAAAAUGUGGGAGUACUGCGGUCAGCCCAAAGUAGUGGUGAAGGCCCCGGACGAGGAGACCUUGAUUCAGCUCAUGGGGCUCGCCAAGGAGUUGAGGCUGCCUGUGAGCCUGAUCCAAGAUGCGGGAAGGACACAAAUCGCCGCCGGCUCCCGCACUGUGCUCGGUAUUGGUCCGGGUCCGUCCGACCUCAUUGACACUGUCAGCGGAGACUUAAAGCUUUUCUAA